Medicago truncatula (barrel medic) is the source of this 1827-nucleotide messenger RNA. Its product is annotated as DNA repair protein RAD51 homolog 2. Gene Ontology annotation, molecular function: ATP hydrolysis activity; ATP-dependent DNA damage sensor activity; double-stranded DNA binding. Bases 40 to 1206 code for a protein of 388 amino acids. Gene Ontology annotation, cellular component: replication fork; Rad51B-Rad51C-Rad51D-XRCC2 complex. NCBI's taxonomy places the organism in Eukaryota, Viridiplantae, Streptophyta, Magnoliopsida, Fabales, Fabaceae. The record is from RefSeq and is a predicted model, not a curated record. Gene Ontology annotation, biological process: double-strand break repair via homologous recombination. The transcript has 13 exons.
UAAAGUGCUCAUCAUUUUUGCACCAAAAACAAAGCGUGUAUGGUUUUGGCGGGAAACAACAAAGAGAGUUGGUUCAGAGGACAGAAACGCAAGAUGGCGAACAAACUCAUCAACCAAUUAGGUUUACCCAAAUCCAUCGCUAACAUCUUCACCGCUCGCAACAUCAUCACCGCCAAGGAUGCAUUAUCUCUCACUGAAUUUGAAUUGAUGGAGUUGUUAGAUGUUGGUAUGUCAGAAGUAACAUCCGCAAUGGCGCACAUCAGUGAACUCGUUUGUCCUCCUUGCCAAACUGCGUUGCUUUUGAUGGAGCAACGAGUACGAAAUGAGAGCUUGGCCGGUCAUCUUCCUACUCAAUUGAAAGGGUUGGAUGAAGCCUUAUGCGGUGGUAUACCGUUUGGUGUUGUGACGGAAUUAGUUGGUCCACCAGGAAUUGGCAAAACACAGUUUUGCUUGAAGCUUUCAUUGCUUGCUUCGUUGCCGGUAAAUUAUGGAGGCUUAGAUGGUCGAGUGAUAUAUAUUGACGUUGAAUCCAAAUUUAGUUCAAAAAGAUUGAUAGAGAUUGGAACAAAGAGUUUUCCUGAAAUAUUUCACAAGAAAGGAAUGGCACAGGAGAUGGCUGGUAGAAUCCUAAUCUUACGUCCUACAUCACUUUCUGAAUUUGCUGAGAGUUUGCAACGGAUCAAAGUAUCACUCCUCCAGCAACAAGUGAAGUUGCUCAUCAUUGAUAGCAUGGCUGCUCUUGUUUUAGGUGAACAUGAUUGUGGGGCUUCCAGGCAACAAGCAUUGGGUUGGCACGUUUCUUUCAUCAAGUCACUUGCUGAAUUUUCACGCAUUCCAAUUGUAUUGACAAAUCAAGUAAGAUCUCAUGUUGGUGAUGAAUCUCUCAUGUAUUCCUUUCAAGCACAAAGCCGCUCUACAAAAGGAGACAUUCCUGUGACGUUUGAUUCUCAUCUUGUUGCUGCUUUGGGAAUUAAUUGGGCUCAUGCUGUGACCAUCCGUCUUGUACUUGAAUCCAAAUCAGGUAAAAGGUUUAUUAAGUUGGCAAAAUCUCCAAUGUCACCCCCGUUGGCUUUCCCUUUUCACAUUACUUCAUCGGGGAUUGUUUUACUUGACAAUGAUGGGAUAGAGAUGAAAGGGCCAGAAAUAAGCACUAUACACUGCCAAGGCCAAAAUGCUCUGUUUAAUUUGGAAAUGGCAGGGCACUGAUUUUCAGUUGAUAGUACGCCUUUUACAAUUGUAUGGGAUAUGACAUGACAUACUAUCCAUAAAUUUUUGCUCAUCUUCUAGUGAAAGCAGACAAGUUGGUACAACUGGUUCCCUUCAACAAUCUGUAUUCUUUCAGAUAUUCUGAGCUACAACCUACUGUUAUAUGAAGAUGAACUGUGAUUAGAUUUUAUCAAAUGAUUUAGAUCUUAUAUUUAGUUGUGGAGUAUAGCUGGUAUCUUGCCCUGCUAUCGUCGCCACUUACAGCUAUGUUUCUCGUCUAUGUAUGGCACGUGAUAUCUGUCUCUCUAUUUUGCUUGUACUUUUGAUUACCAUCUCUGUGUCACCUAGUUGGAUGGGUGGAUUGUCGGUAGGCUUUAUUAUGAAUUAUGAAACAAACAUCUUCCUAGAAACUUUUGCUAGGGAUGUAUUGAACAGUAUAUAGUUUUGAAAUGUUGGCGAUAAUCUAGCAUUUGCCUUGAUAUAAUGCUUAACAACAUGAAAAGGCCUAAAUGUCUUCUUGACUCUACAUUGUCAAUAAAUACAACUUUAUGUAGGAGUGGCGCAAAGGUUUAUCUUUGUGUUUGUUUUUUGCUUGCAUUUCUGGAAAGUAUUAAACUACUG